Molecule: messenger RNA, 2766 nt
Organism: Dreissena polymorpha
Lineage: Eukaryota; Metazoa; Mollusca; Bivalvia; Myida; Dreissenidae
Exons: 2
Coding region: 1195-2487 (430 amino acids)
Source: RefSeq, a predicted model, not a curated record
UCACAAAUUUAUAUGGAACAAAGACCUAGAUUACACAGAUUGGAAACUUCGCGCCUUAUCGGGCUAUCUCUCGGCGGGGUCACGUGGUCGAGAAACUGAUAAGAACACUUGGGAUCAGCAGACGAUUUAUUCCACGAAUCAAUCGGAGUAGUCCGGAGAUAGCCGGUGUAUCACGAUUGCGAUAAGAUAGCGACGCGUCAGUAGCAACGGCUACGAUUAUCGAGCAAAGUUAUGCGAAAAUGUUACGGCGCUGUAGAAAGGCGGCUGUAACUUGGUCAAUAAUGAUCCGAUUUUCAUAAAAUAAAGUUUCAUAGAAACAUGAGUAAUUAUGUUUUUAUAAAAUCUCGAUUUUAUUUACCUACAAUAAGAAUUUAUAAUGCCGCGAUCAUUGAAGCAAUUGCGCUAAGAACUUCCAAAUCGCGGCGAGAAUGCUGUUGAAUAAUUUAUUUGAAAGGCUUUUGCUGAUAAAAUAUUCUUGUAUAAUUUGGUAUUUCAGACAGUUAAAACCUUAUGAAAUAUUAUUAUUUCAAAAUAUGUGGACACAUAGAUCUAGGUCUCUGAUUAAAACAGCAUUACAGUAUAAUAAAUGCUAUGAUCGUUCGAUCCAAAACCGGGUUUAGUUCGACUUAUUUCAAUAUUGAUUGUGUAGAUUUUUUUCAAUUGUUUAAUUCUCUUUUUAUUUAGAUCUUAUUCGUGAGUUAUAGGUUAUUAAAGUUUUGUUUGUAAUCCAGUUUUUUUCUUUUGGUUAUUAAAUUAAGCUUUCAGUAUCGUGGGCUAGGAUUUCGCGAAAAGAAAAAAACAAAAACAUUUCACGUGCGUGUUAAUCGUCGAAUCAAUUAGCGAACUGAAGAUGCUUUGAGUGUUUUUUCUUUACUAUUGAGAAUUAAUUAAAAGAAGGGAUUCUUACUUCAAUUAUCAGUUUGCGUUGUUGAUUGUUUUUAAUUGUGUGAUCAGUGGCCGCGGCCGGCGAAUUCAUUCUUUAUAUGUCAUUGUGAUGUCCAAUUAAGGUAAGUCUUUGUUGUGAAUGUGUUAGAUUUUAAUAUACUUGUUUAUAAUAGUACGUUAUAAACACAAUGAAAUGCUGUAUAAAACUGUUUAAAAAAGGCUAUUCUCGAUUGUGUAUCUUAUAAGUUGGACAUACUAGUACAUAUUUUGGAUUUUACAUUUUUUAAAUUCUGUAUCAUUUGUGCAAUCAUGUCGCGUAACAGAGACCCUGAUUUUUUCGCUUGGAGUGAUAGUGAUUUAGACCUUGAUGAGCUUUUUGAAGGGGACUAUACUGACAAUGACUCUGUUUGUACUGAUAAACAUAGUGUUAGUGUUGAUAAGAAAGAUAUAUAUGUGUGUCCAAUUUGUUCACGAGAAUACAAGACUAUAUCUGGGUUCCGAGGUCACGUAACGAAAAAGCAUGACGAGAACUUUAAAGCUUGUGAGCACAAAAAAGGGGCUGCAAAAAACAAGAAAGAGGCUGCUUACAUGUAUCAGAAGAAAACAACAAAUGCACCAACCAGCAUAAAUGAAGACGUGAAGAAAGUCUUCCAACAAGCUUACACCAAUAGUCUGAGAACAAUUAUCAGCAGUCCAAUCUACAACAUUUUUGGACAGUCUGACCAGUGUAAGGUAGCCAAGUGUUGUGUAGACAAUGAAAUUGUAAGGAAAAAGUUUGAGGACCUAAUGUUGGAGGUGUUCAAUGGAAGUAGUGGUGCAUCAACUUCAGAAAGAGAAACCAUCUUCAGAAAACUACAUGAAAAAAGGUUGAGCUCUGCAGUGAUUGAAGACCUCACAAGAACUAUAAACAAUGAAACAACUAAACAUUCUGAGGAGGCGGUGAACAAUUUCAUUCAAGAUUUUGUUCUUGAACUUGUUGGGGCAAUAUUUAAGAGUUUUGUGGAAUUGUGCGCGCAAUCAUCCAAAAACACUAGUGAAGUAAUCAGUGAAAAUGACUCGAAAGUGCUUUUCUAUAUAUCUGGAUAUUUAAUCAGUGCUCUUCUGAAGAGGUAUAGCAAGGUAAAAAAUCCAACUGAAAAAGAACAUAAGAAAGAUGUUAUAAAGAGUUUAGUGAACAAAUCCUCAGAGAAAACAUUCACGGAAAAGUACAGCACAAUGAUAGACUACAAGAACUGUGGUGGCUUGAAAAAACCAAGUGACAAUUUCUUUUUCAUGAUACGCGAGUUUGAAAAUGUUGUGCGAAAAUCAGUGGACCAUGAAAGCAUUCAUUCGAAGUCUUUCUUAAAAGAUGAAUUACGUGAAGAAAUUCUUGACUCAUUUAUGGUAAAGCACUAUAGCUGUGAUGUGUUUGAACUUGUGGAAGAUGAUAAUGAAAGAGAGAGCUUUCUUGAAGAUUGCAUAAACCUAUUUCUUACUGUAAGAGGUUUUGCAAUUACAAAACUAAUAAAUAAGAAAACUGAGAAAAGUGCAAAAAAUGAAAAGAAAACAUCCGCCAGCCUGAGAGAUGCUUUAAAGUCACUGAAUACCGGUAAUUUGAAAUAAACUGGGACUAUAGGUCUGUACCAGAAGUUUAACAUCAGGACUAUCAGUAUGGGAAUAUUGAAACUAAUAACGUGUGCUCUGCUAUUGCUUACGCUUUUAACAAUGACAAUUUGUGGUUUUUAUAGUCAUCUCACAGCUUUUGUUUGUGUUUUAAUAGUAAGCUCACAGCUAUCUGUUAAAAUAUGUUUGUAUAUUAACUUGCAUGUGUAACAUUGACAGGAAAACUGGUAAUACUAAUAAAAUAAGAUAUUAAAUGAAAAUUUAAACCCAUACAUUGUA